Falco peregrinus (peregrine falcon) is the source of this 7751-nucleotide messenger RNA. It is a transcript of the gene CASKIN2, whose product is annotated as CASK interacting protein 2. Lineage: Eukaryota; Metazoa; Chordata; Aves; Falconiformes; Falconidae. The record is from RefSeq and is a predicted model, not a curated record. Gene Ontology annotation, molecular function: protein binding.
GGCCAGCCCGAGCGGGACUUUGCCGAGCGCCGCGCCGCCCUGCGAGCCGGGCAGCCGGGACCGCGCCGCUCGCUCGGGCCGGCACCGGGACCGGCACCGGGACCGCUCCGCACGGCUCGGCGGGUUGCGGCUUGGCUCGGCGCGGUACUUCGCGGCGCGGCUGGGUCCGGCGCGGUGCGGCUGGGCUCGCCCCGGUGCGGUGCGGCUGGGAGCGCCGCCAGGUCCUGGGCUGCCGUGCUGGGGCUUGGCCGUGCGGAGGGCUCCCCAGCGUGGCUGCUGCACUGUCGCCAAGAGGACUGCUGAAACGAAGGGGCUAAUGAGCACCAGAGAGGGAGGAUCUAUAACUUCCAGAUGGCAACGAGCCUGUAAUCCCUUUGGGAAGAAUUAGGGACUCAUCGGCGCAGCAGAGCCUGGCGAGGGGAGCGAAGCAUAACACCUCCAGCUCCAGGAGAGCUGCAAGAGGCUGAGGGCAUCCUCAUGUUGACUGCAAUGGCCACCCUGGCCUGAGCUGCCUGGAUGUCUCUUGCGAAGCCCUGGGGCUGCUGGGAGCCUGUCCCUGAGCACUGAACUAUUUCUCAUUUUAACUGAUCGCAUGUUCUCCAACCAAACCCCAUCCGGGUCCUGCUUCUUCCAACACAGAAAAAGACUUUUGCCCUUAACAGAAAGGCUUCUUCCUUCUGGUUUUUAUGUCCCUGGGAUUCUAAAGCAUCGUUCUUGCUGGAUUUCAUCUCCCAUCAAAGUGUGUUUUGAGGAAUUACGGGCUUAUUCCCAUGGCUUUAUAAACCGCUGGGAUCUGAGGGUCUCUGCCUUCCACGCCACUGCUGCUCCUACCUGUCUGCGAUGGGGCGAGAGCAGGAGCUGAUCCAGGCCGUGAAGAACGGGGACGUACCUGGUGUGCAGAAACUGGUGGCCAAGAUCAAGGCGUCCAAGAGCAAGCUCCUGGGAUCUGCCAAGCGCCUGAAUGUGAACUACCAAGAUGCCGAUGGGUUCUCAGCACUGCACCACGCAGCCCUGGGCGGCAGCCUGGACCUCAUCUCGCUGCUGCUGGAGGCACAGGCCACCGUUGACAUCAAGGACAGCAACGGGAUGCGGCCCCUGCACUAUGCAGCCUGGCAGGGGCGUGUGGAGCCGGUGCGGGUGCUGCUGCGUGCUGCCGCCUCCGUCAACAUGGCCUCGCUGGACGGGCAGAUCCCGCUGCACCUCUCGGCACAGUAUGGCCACUAUGAGGUGUCAGAGAUGCUGCUCCAGCACCAGUCCAACCCCUGCCUCAUCAACAAGGCAAAGAAAACCCCCCUGGACCUGGCCUGCGAGUUCGGGACGCUGAGAGUGGCCCAGCUGCUGCUGAACAGCCAUCUGUGCGUUGCCCUCCUGGAGGGACAGUCCAAGGAUGCCACCGACCCCAAUUACACCACCCCGCUGCACCUGGCAGCCAAGAACGGGCACAAGGAGAUCAUCAGGCAGCUGCUGAAGGCCGGGAUCGAGAUCAACAAGCAGACAAAGACGGGCACAGCCCUGCACGAGGCUGCGCUCUAUGGCAAAACGGAGGUGGUGCGGUUGCUGCUGGAGGGCGGUGUCGACGUGAACAUCAGGAACACCUACAACCAGACGGCACUGGAUAUCGUGAACCAGUUCACCACCUCACACGCCAGCAAGGAUAUCAAGCAGCUGCUGAGAGAGGCAUCAGGAAUCCUGAAGGUCCGAGCUUUGAAGGAUUUUUGGAACCUCCACGACCCGACUGCUCUCAAUGUCCGGGCAGGAGACGUCAUCACGGUCCUGGAGCAGCAUCCGGACGGGCGGUGGAAGGGGCACAUCCAUGAUGCUCAGAAAGGCACCGAUCGCGUUGGGUACUUUCCCCCCUCCAUCGCCGAAGUCAUCAGCAAGCGAACAGGCACGGUUGUCCCCCGCCUGGCACCCACACACCAGCGCCAGGGUCCCCCCGGGGCCCUCCCGGCCCCCCCCGGCGGGCUGCAGCACCUCCCCGACGAGUGUCCUCACCAGGCAGCCCCAAGCGUCCCAGCGGCCUAUGGCCACCUCACCCCAACCCGGACGGGCCCUGACAGCUCAGCAGGAGACAGGAACAGCGUGGGCAGCGAGGGCAGCAUCGGCAGCAUCCGCAGUGCUGGCAGCGGCCAGAGCACCGAGGGCACCAACGGGCAGAGCACCAGCAUCCUCAUCGAGAACGCCAGGCCACUGGCCUCCACUGGUGACGACCUCCAGCAACACCUUCUGGGAUCGGAGCCGCGCAAUGGGCAGUUGACCUCCACAGCAGGGCCACAGAGCCAGCAGACCCCAGGCAGCUGCCCCCCUGGAGACAGGGUCUUCUCCCACCAGUUCCUGCGGCCUGAGCAGCUCCUUGAGGGGAAGGACGCAGAAGCCAUUUACAACUGGCUCAGUGAGUUCCAGCUGGAGUCGUACACGGCCAAUUUCCUCAACGCUGGCUACGACGUCCCCACCAUCAGCCGCAUGACCCCAGAGCCCCGCUCUGCUCACGUUAGGAUCUUGACAGCCAUCGGUGUGACCAAGCCGGGCCACAGGAAGAAGAUCUCCACCGAGAUCGGGCAGCUCAGCAUCGCUGAGUGGCUGCACUACAUCCCGGCUGACCUGAUGGACUGGCUCAGCGCCAUCGGGUUGCCUCAGUACCACAAAAAACUGGUGAACAACGGCUAUGACUCCAUCACCAUCGUGACAGACCUGACGUGGGAGGAUCUGCAAGAGAUCGGCAUCAACAAGCUGGGCCACCAGAAGAAGAUCAUGUUGGCUGUCAAGAAGCUCAGAGACCUCCGCAAAAGCCUCAACCAAGCAGAAGCAACUCUGGCAAGACGCAAAGUCCCAGGUGCCCUGGACAUCGUCACCAUCGAGUCACUGGAGAACGGGGAGUGCCAGUCCCCACACACCCCCAAAAUGACGACCUUCCAGGACAGUGAGCUCAGCUAUGAGCUGCAGACAGCCAUGUCCAACAGCUGCCACGAGACGCUCGGCAUCAAGAGCAGCCAGGGGAUGUCACGGAGCCAGGAGAGCAUCGGGGUGCGAUCCCGGGGCUCAGGGCACUCGCAGGAUAACGUGCUGUCCCGGCACCUCUCCAGCCCCUCGCAGGAGAGCCUGGGCAGCGGGGAGAGCAGCAGCAGCAGCGGGCAGUCCUGCGCACCGCCCCGCAGCAAGGAGAGCACGGCUGGCCUGCCGGGACGGCCCAGUCCCGAGCCCUACGGGAAGCUCGUCUCCCCCGAGGGGCUGAAUGGCUAUGCCAACGGCAGCGGGGGCAGCCCUCUCAAGGAGAGGAACCUGCCUGAAGGCACGGAUCAGUACACCUGGCCGGUGGCUCAGAAAGGUGCUGGGACACCAGCAGUCACCCCCUGUACCCCUCCCCAGACCCCCAGCAAGGCGACGGCCCCAUACGUCUUUAUGUACCCACACGUCUCCUUGAAAUCCCCGACGGUCCCUUCCCUCCUGGGAGUGGAGCAGCCCAAGACCCUGGCACACGCGUACCCCUCUGUCUCCUCCGGACAGAAGAGCAGCCUGCAGACAUCGGCUCAAAAAGCCUUCUCCUACCUGCACAGCCAGUGCGGCCCCGCAGAGCCGCCUGCUAUGCCACCCGCGGCUGGGGCAGCCCCGGGCACCUGGCAGCCCGGGGAGCAGCAUGGUGGGGGCGAGGGCUUCAAGUACAAGAAGCGUUCGCACAGCCUGAACCGCUACGCACUGUCAGAUGGGGAGCACGAGGAGGAGGAGGGGGCGCCCACCAGCACCCUGGGCUCCUACGCCACCCUGACGCGGCGGCCGGGCCGGAGCCAGAUGCCGCGAGCCGCUCUGCAGACGGACGCCAAGGUGACCCGCAGCCAGUCCUUCGCCAUCCGGGCCAAGCGCAAGGGGCCUCCGCCGCCACCUCCCAAGCGCCUCAGCUCCGUCUCCAGCACCCUGGCUGCCGAGGCAGACAACGAGCAGCCCCCUGACCCCGAGCGGCAGCCUGCAGCCCCCCAGGAUGUGACUGACGCGGCUGCCAGCCCGGGUGACGCUGGCCACAGCAGGACAGUGAAGGGCCUGGCAGCUGCGCUGGAGGGGACACCGGGGCCGAGUCCACCCAAGCCCCUUCUGGCCCCAAAACCGCUGCACGUGGCUCAGGACUGUCUCCCCAGGGCAGAUGUGAACAAUGAGUCCUACAAUGGCAGUGACAGCAGCAGCACCACACUUCCCGACACCGGCAGGGACCCCUUUGAGAGCAGCAAGCCACGGAGACGGACGUUGAGUGAGCCCAGCGCUCCCAUGACAGAGGGGGCUGCGCAGGGCGGGCGGGAGGAUGCCUGCUCGGACACAGAGGAGGAGGCUAAGCCAGGGGUCUCCUCCUCAUCCUCCCAGAACAGCUCCAGCGAGUGCAUCCCCUUUGCAGAAGAAGGCAACUUAACCAUCAAACAGCGACCAAAGCCCACCGGGCACCCCAAGGCUGACGCAGCUGCGCCAGAAACAGAGCCCGGUUCCCAGGUGGUGGAAUCCCCCUGUCCUGCCGGGAAGGAGCCGGUGCCGCCCGCUGCCACCAAGGAGCCGCCUGUGCUGGAGUUCAACCUCACCGAGUCGGACACGGUGAAGCGCCGGCCCCGCUUCAGGGAGCGGGAGCCGCUGCAGGCGGUGCUGAAGGCGUUCAGCAUGGCGGGGCAGGCGGAGGCGGGGGCCAGCCCUGCGCCCCAGUAUGCCCAGGCCCAAGCAGUGAGCAUCGCGGGCCCUGCUGUGCCGGCACCGGCAUCACAGGCUGGGCUGGCCGGCGAUGCCUUCGACGACGACAGCGUAGAGUUCAGGAUUGCCGAGAUAGAGAAAAGCAUCUUAUCACUGGAGAAGGGGAUCAAGAAGGCACCGAGCCCCACCAAGGCCCCCGGCCCCGUGGAGCUGCUCAGCACUGCCGUAGUGAGGACGCCCGCUCCAGACGUCCCCACCAAGCACACCUCCGUGGCGUCCACCAAGCUAGUCUUCUCCGGGCCCAAGACCAUCUACCAGCAGGUCCUGCAGCCCUCCCGCCACACUGUUGCUCCCUGGGCGGCCACCGAGGCAGUGCCAGAUGUGGUGGGGUCCCUGGCCGCUCCUGGCUCGCUGGAGGCAGGCAGCAAGGUGUCCCCGAAGCCUUUGGCCGCUGCCCCGGGGGCCGCGCUGGCCCAGCAGCGGCUGGAGCAGACCAACUGCACCCUGGCUGCCGCGCUGCAGGCGGCCGAGAAGAAGAUCAUCACAGCGGAGGAGGCGGAGAGCCACCCCGGGGCCGCGCACUCGGCCAAGAACAUCCUGGAAGACAUCAGCAACAUGUUCGAUGACCUGGCUGACCAGCUGGACGCGAUGCUGGACUGAGGCUUGCUCCCUCCUUCCCCUCCCCGCCUCCGGCUGCUCCACCAGUGCCCCCCGUGACAGGGGGCGAGUGGGUCCAGCACCGCCCGGUGCCUCCGGGUCUCACCAGCCACCUCCAUCCCCACACUUUGCACUGCGGCUGGGAACGCAGCCACCGCUCCUGGCUCGCCCCGGCUCCAGAUCACACGUGCCAGCACGGCCACGGGCUGGUUUCCGAGGGGGUCAGGCGUUUCCCACCAGACUGGCAGCAGGAGAGCCCAGAGGGGCUGCACGGGCGGUCCUGGAGGCCAGGGAGAAGCCCUCGCUCCCUUGCACAGAGCUGAGGAGCCUCCACAAGGGACCUUUCUCUUUCCCCGCUGCAUUGCUGAGUCCUGCCUCUAUUAUUUAUCCCCUGCCAACAAUGUGUCAAAGGAGAGACCUCCCCGGGCAGCCGCCACCGAGCUGGCUAUUUACUGAGCCCCAGCAAGGCCUGACAGCAGCUAAAAGAAGACAGGGCUUGUCGCAAUUUGGCAGCUUGCAGAGCGAGAAGGAACCUUUCUGCUUUAUUGGUUGCUUUUCCAAAUGCAUCAGUGUCAGGCAGCGUGUAAUCCGAGUGGAUUGAAAUCCCUGCGGUGGGACCCCCCGGACCCCUCGAGACGGGGCUGGCAGGAUGCGAAGCAGCGGAUGCUCUGCCAUGGCACUGCCGGCCGUGGAGCUCUCCCUGCCCCUUCCAGAGCGAGGAGGAGGGUGAUGGCAGCGCCAGGCUGGCUGCACCGUGCUGCUAAACACCAGCUGCCCUCUGCCGACACCGUGCCUCCGCAAACCGCCACCCUGGUGCCUCCAGGGUUGAAGGAGCAGCGUGGUUAGUGCAUAUUUUUUCUUUGAUUUUCCUCCCCUCUCCCUCUUUGGGGGAGAUGAGAGUCCCUUUUCCCCCUCCUGCUCCCUGCGGGGAGCUGCUGGCACAAACCCCGCUGCGAGCGUUGAACAGUGGCAGCCUGCGGGACUCUGCGAGAUGCUUCUUGCAGCGCUGGGAGGCAGCGGGAGAGGUGACCCCGCGUGCACUGGGUGAAUUCUGCGCCGCAGCAGCUCCCGUGCGUUGGGGCUGGAUGCGGUCACAGCCCCGUGGCUGCAGUAGGGGAACAGCAGCGACAGCUCAUCGCAUCCAAGCGGUAGGAACGGCUGCAUAGCUUGAAGACAGAUUUCUCUAGCAGGAUCUGUUUAGUAGUGCAUGUCUAAAUAUGUCCAAGAGCCCCAAACUUGGCUUGCGCUCGGCAUGCCAAGCAAAUGAAAGCAUCGGAGCACCAGAAGGGAACCGAAGAUUGUACUAAAGUGCCAUUUGCUACAAAAAUUCCAGACAGAGGUAAAACAAUCCACAUAUCUCCCCCCCCCCCCCCCCUUUCAAAAAAUUAUCAAUGCAAAACCAAACUGGCAAGGGAGAAGGUGGCUGAAGAGGCAGCUGCUUCCCAAUCCUGGGGGUUUGCGACUGACUGGGACUGUUCGGAGCCCCUCGUCCCCUUGCACGCAGCGGGAGCAGCCCCUGUGAGCAGAGCCCGCCUGCGCGGUCCGGGGUCUCCGCUCACGAGCAGCAGUUGUGCCAUGGGCCGGCCGGGCGGGAGGUGCCAGCCUGGCUCCUAGGCUGAAAAGCAAAGAUAAAAAGCCCUAAAAAAAAAUAAAUUGUAUCGUUGGCUGGGACUUGAGGCUAGUGUGAGGUGGUUGACACCUCUCUCCUGGCUUGUUGGUUGCUCUGAUUUAUCUAUCACAUCGCGUGUAUUUAAAUGACCAUGUCUGACAGGCAAGUGCUACGUCAUGGACCCGAUUGUUUUUAAAUAGCUACAACCAGUGGCACUUUAUCAAAAGGUUUGCAGAAACCUUUUAAAACCGAUUUUUACUCUCACGAGUCAACCUGGGACAAGCCCAGUUGUGGGGUUUUUUCCUAAUGUUGACAAACUGUAAAUGUUUUUUUGGUUUUUGUUUUUGUUUUUUUUUUUUUUUUAAGGCCAAUGUAUAUAUUUUAAAUGUGAUUUAUUAUAUAUAUUUACUAACCAGAACUGCAAGUCUUGUACUCUAGGGUCAGGGAUAAGAGGACACUGGGGUGGAGCUGUCGCUGUCUGAGCCACCUGAGGGCAGCACCAUGCUGCUCUCGUUGUCAAUAAGGGAAUUAAACAUUUGAUUUUGCAGAAGAAUGCCUAUUUUUUAAGCUCUAGAUCUCUAUUUUGAAGCUACUGUAUGGUGUGUAAGUUAUGUACAAUGCAACUGGGACUAACUGACCCCAGCUGCACCUGCUCCGUGCAGCAAGACAGUGAGGGGAAAAAAUAGCCCAUGUAAUCACCAGACUGACAACAGAUUUUAAACCAUCUGCUCUGUUUGUGUUAAUCAUGUGUUUCGUUUUCCACUAACAUCCAUUAAGACUAAAUUCUAUUAAACAGUGGGGCAUAUUUUACCCUUUUGAUAGUUUU